AUGGAAGACGAUGUGUACAUACCAAUGCCAAGUCACGACCAAGCGCAAGUGCUGGAGCGCGUGGCCAAGCUCACUGUUGAGCUCCAGUACCAGAUCGCGCUCGGCGCAGACGUGCCGUCUGUCCAGGCCGAGGAGCCCCGCAUGUCGGCCAUCGAGCGCGUGCUGCGUGAGAAGCUCGAGGCAGAGCUCGCGACCGAGAUCGUGCCCGACUCCUUUUACGCUCGCGAUCACGUCAUCAACGUCACCAACGUCAACCGGCUCUUGCGCGCCUACGUGGCGCUUCAAGAGACAGCGGUGCCCGAAGAGAUGGUCGGGCGCCUCCUCGUGCAGCCUUUUUUGGACUCGACAAUGACGCGGUCGCGCUUGGACGGCCGGAGUCGCGGGUCGUGCGAAGGCCUCGGCAGCAUCUACGCUGCGAUACUCGAGUUUGUCACCAAGACGCUCGGUGGCGUCCUCGCGCUGCCUGUCUGCCAAGGCCCGGCCAAGAACUGCGUCGACCUCCUCACGCAGUCGGUCUGGAAGCCCGUGUCGGCGACGCUCUGCGAGAAGCUGCCCGAGAUCUUCGUCGCGUACAACCCCGACCGCAUGUACCACAACUACUCCGCGUCCACAAACUUUCUCUCGUCGCUCGAAGCGCUGUGUACCUCGGGCGAGGCGCGGACUCGGCUCCGGCUCAGCGCCGCACCGUUUUACGACAAAUGGAACCUCGACGUGUACUACCAGCUGCGGCACUCGGAGCUGACGCAGGCGCUGUCGACGAGCUUUGGGCAGCGGCCGCCCGACGCGACCUUUCUCAACGAGACGCGGAUCGAAGAGUUUGUGUUUCCAUCGGCCAAGCAAGUGGCGCUCUUGGCGCGCAAGUGCUUUCGCGACGGCGUUUUGCUGGACGCACAGACGCCCAAAUUCGCGCGUCUCAGCCUCGAGCUCGUUGCCGCGUUCGUUCAGUACUGGCAGCCGCCGCUGACGACAGCACAGCGCCUCGCCGCGGAGAAGGAGAGCGGUGUUUUUGGCACCGUCAACCACAGCUGCGUGGCGUCGGCUGACGAUGUCUUUGCAUGUGGCAACGAUUUGCACCGACUGCAAUCUCUGAUCGCGUCGGACCUCGUGCCAGAGUUGCGCCGUCGCCUGACACAUGCAGUCCCAUCCGAGGAGGCAGGCGUGCUGGCCACGUCGCUGCUAGCGCAGUCGCUAAACAAUCUCGCUGACCUCGAGGCGAUCUGCUGGGACAUUGCCGCCAACCUCGUGACGGACGACUGCAUGAAGCUGCUCCCCGCUGUUCGCACCAUCAAGGGCCAGUACCAGAUGACCAACAAACCAAUGCCGUCAACGCCGUCGCUCUACGUGCCAACGAUCGUCAAGCCGCUUGAAAGUUUCUUGACCAAGUGGGGUGCACCGCUACGCGACAAUAGCGGGUUUGCCCAGCGUGUGCUCUUUGCGACCUGCAGCACGUACGCGUCAUUGGCCUUGGAGCUGCUCAAGUCGGCGGCCGAGCUGGAAGAAUCGUUGAAAAGCCGCAAGCGUGCCUCCACGGCGACAACCCUCGAUGGUGUGUCCGACACGGACAAGAUGCGGCGCCAGGUCGAGCUCGAUAUGCUUGAAUUUGGACGGCUCGCACGCGCACUGCACGUCGAGAUGGACAAGUGCGACGAAUACAACGCCAUCUUGUGUCACGUGGAAAGCGCGUAAAAGCCUACAGGGUCGUCUUGUUCGUAUAUUCCUUGACCUCAACGUUGUUUGGAUACACUGGAUACCGCCAGCAAUCGUCAAAUGCAC
Messenger RNA from Saprolegnia parasitica CBS 223.65, 1773 nucleotides. RefSeq lists its product as hypothetical. Gene Ontology annotation, cellular component: COG complex; membrane. Gene Ontology annotation, biological process: protein transport; intra-Golgi vesicle-mediated transport; Golgi organization. Bases 1 to 1686 code for a protein of 561 amino acids. NCBI's taxonomy places the organism in Eukaryota, Oomycota, Saprolegniomycetes, Saprolegniales, Saprolegniaceae. The record is from RefSeq and is a predicted model, not a curated record. The transcript has 10 exons.